Camellia sinensis is the source of this 585-nucleotide messenger RNA. The record is from RefSeq and is a predicted model, not a curated record. Lineage: Eukaryota; Viridiplantae; Streptophyta; Magnoliopsida; Ericales; Theaceae.
AUGAUGGAGAAUGUGGAGGAUCAUGGAGCAAGAAUUGGAGAUACUGGUGAAGGGGGAAAGUAUGUUGUGACUCACUUCGUCGCAGACCACAACCAUGAAUUGGCGGAACAACACUGUGUGAUGUAUCUGAGGUCACAUCGCAGUUUAAACAGCUCUGACAAAGCUCAAGCAAUGGCUAUGCGCAACGUUGGUGUGAAGACUAACCAAAUCAUGGACUAUAUGGUAAAUCAAUCCGGGUCUUAUGAGAAUGUUGGUUUCAUCCGUAUGGAUCUGCACAACCAUAUUCAAGUAGAACGUAGAGCAAAAGUUGAGGAUGGUGAUGCGCACGGUGCGUUGGUUUACCUAUAUGCAAAACUUGAUGUUGGUGCACGUUUUUUUUACAAGUAUGAUAUGUACAAGGAUAACAAGUUACAAAAUUUGUUCUGGGCAGAUUCGAAAUCGCAGGCUGACUACGCAAAGUUUGGUGAUGUGUUGAUAUUUAACUCAACUUACAGAACCAAUACGUACAAGAAACCUUUUGUCAUGUUGGCUGGUGUGACUAACCGCUUUAGGACCACGAUAUUUGCAUGUGUUUUUGCUAGCUAA